CUGAAUUUUAGGCGGUUCGGUUGUGUUUGGUGUUGAUGGUUCCAUCGUUGUUUGUUAUAAGUUUUCCGAGGUUUUCUGUGUGUUCACUCCUAUCGCCGAAAGUGUUAUCCAUCGGCUAAAACAAUAAUCAGAGUAGAAACAUUGACCGAAAUUCGUAGAAUACUCGCAGUGCAUUGAGCUAGGCGUCAUGGUGUAGGCUUCCACCAUUGGAAAAGUGCCACAAAACACUGAAGCGUCUGUUUUAGUACCGAAAACCCAUUUGUAUUCUACCGAGAAAGAAAGUUUUGGUUGAUUCUCGUUCGUGUUUGGUGCGGAAAAGAAACAAUCCCAGCAACAUGGACGAAUUGAUGGAACUAUUCGACAACUUCAUCGGUGAUGCUCUCCAGCUGGAGAAAGCAAUGGAAGAUGAGUUCAAGGAAUUCGAGAAAAAGCUGACCGAUUGUGUCGCGCAAGCAAACGAGCGCGGCACACCAGUGCAAAAUAAGAAGCGACCGAAAAGGCAGGUGUCCAUUUCGGAAAAGGAAGAAAGCACCAAUUCUAGCGCCCGGGAAGAGGAGGAACGAUCAACAAAACAACAGGCGGAUAAGAGCAUGGCUUCUGCGACCAGUCGAUCUACCGCGCGCAUGCUGGACGUGUUUGGCAAUGGCAAUAGCGCUCCCGUUGCCGAUGCCGUACAGCAAUCGAUAGAGACGAUUCCACCGGUAGAAGCUUCCUUUGCACGUCCCUCACGAUCGGCUGCGUUGAAGGCACAGGAAAAGCUCAAGGAACCGACGCUGAAUACGAAAAUGCGAAACGAGUCGUUUAUGGCAGUGGUCGUUAAAAAAGAACGCCAGUCGAAAAUCGAAAGCGACGGGAAGGACUCGGCCGUUGGCUCGGAUAAACCUGCUUCCCAGCGCGACCAGUAUGAUGAAAUGGAAACGGAAAAUGAUGCCAACUAUGCCAACCGGAACACCAAGCAUGACACGCAGCAACGUAAAGACGAAGGGUUCGGCAGCACCAAUGAGUCGUCCGAGAAGGAUGAGCCCCCUAUGGUGACAGCGAAACCAACCAAUCGCGAAGCAUCCAUUAUGGUUGUUCCGUUGGCGGUACCGAAGGUGGAAGUCCUAUCGGAUGAAGAAAUGCCUCCGCCGAAGCUGCCUCCUCCAAAACUGCCGGCACCGAAGGUUCGAACGAAGAAGAAGGUAGCGGCGAAGGAUCAAAAGCUGGCUGAUGAGACAGCCUCGAGUUCUGCCGUUUCGUCGGCCGAGUCGUCGAUCAGUAGCUCGUCCAGCAGCAUAAACGAUACGCAACAAGGAGCCCGACGUGCGCGAGGAAGACCUCCAAAGGCAAGUAAAGUUGUGCCACCAGCGGUUCCAAUGGAAGAAGAUUCGAUAGAACCGGUUCGCAUAAAAACCGAAAAGUUAUCGAUUGCGGAUUCCAACCAGCCGCAGAAACAGGAUUCUAACACCUCAGGUAAAUCGGUCUAUGAAGACGCGCAGGAACAGAUGGAGCAGCACCAAAUGCGUCCUCUACAAGUCGUUCUUGAGAAAAUCGUUGUCCCUGCAGUCAACCAAUCACCGGUAUCGGUCAUGAACGGAACAUUCCCUACAGGCAAGCCACAAGCUAAUGAAACAUAUCCAUUACCCCCGAGUAUACAAGAUGGUACUUUCACCGUUAAUUCGCCACCGAAUACUGCGCCUUGCAACGAAACGUUCAACCUUCCAGCGCAAGGAAUCACGUAUCAGCCACAACCGGGUACAAACGAUACGUUUGUUAUUGAAAAGACCGGUAGUGCAAGUACAGAUCAAGAUGCGGCAGCAAACUAUCAUAAGACUCUUGUAAAUGCUAGUAUCAUGACGGAGGAUGAUUCCGUGGUAGAAAACUCACCCAAUCAGGCCUCUAUGUUGCCGGUAAUAAAGCCGAAACCAGUCAUCCUUUCUGCAAAACCGAACAAAAGCUCCGCAUCGACAAGCGCAUCGAAGAAGGGCUCCAGCGCGUUCCCGUCAUCGUCAAAGCAACUGCAGAUGAAGGACAACACUGAACUCUUCAACCCUUGUAUCAUGAGUCCGAUCAAAAGUCGUAUUCAGGCAUUCGAAAAGUGCGCUUCCACGACGGCGGGAACACUUACGAAGGCAACCACCACCAUCGGCACCCCUCAGGCCAGAGUAGGUCGUGUGCUGAAAACGAUCAGCACUCCGUCGCUUGCCACCACGCCACAAUUUUCCUCGCUCGAGUCCCUCGGAUCGGUGGCCCAUUCGGCGCAGGCCAAGGAGACCGUUUAUACACCAAACUGUGCCACACAACCGUUGGUGAAGGCAGUGUCCGCUUCGAAGAUUCACCAGAUGCAGAACAAGGCGCUGCACAGCAAAUUUGGAACCAAUGCCACGGCCGUCAGCGGCGGCGGCUCGGUGCGCAGUUUGUCACGCGAAUCCAGCAGCGAUCGUGCACAGGGCCUGGGCGGUGGUAGUGGUGGUGGUGGAACAUUGUCCGCUGCUUCGUCGACAUCUUCGCUGCUGGAUGAGAAGAAGAAGAAGCGCGAAGAGAAGCAACGAUUGGCCGCCCAGCAGCGGGAGGCCAUGGAGCGAGAAAAGAGGGAGCACGCGGAACGUUUGCUAAGAGAAAAGGAGGAAAAGUAUCGAAAGCUGGUGCACGAAAAGCAGGAGAAGCAACGCAUCGAUGCAUCCAAGAAAGCCAAGAAGCUGGAAGAAUUCGAAAAGCGGCGCCAACUGGAAGAACAGCGAGCUUUGGCCGAUCAAAAACGGGAAGCACUCGCCAAACAACUUGAGCAGCAAAGGAUUGAUCGUGAGCUACUUGAAACAUUGAAGCAAAGUCAGAUGAAGGAAACCCAAGAAACUAAGCUUCACAAACAGAUGGUCCAGCAGAAGCUACGCCAGCAGCAACUCCAGCAAGAGCAGCAACAAAUGGCGGCCAAAAAGAAAACAGCGGCUUCUAAGAAGGACACGUUCAAGUUCGAAAUGAUCGACACCGACGACACCACCGACGACGAUGAGGCAGAAGAUGUCGCCGCACGCAAAAAGAAACGGCCACCAACGCCAGCGUGGUGUCAGAAUACCGCCGAGUUCCGCAAGACCCUCAAACUGCAGGCUAUGGUCGAAACUAAGGUGGUGGAUCGAUUGUUUUCCGUUCAACCGAUGACACCCGACUUGCGCAUCCUUUUCCCUUCCAUCGAUGCGCACAAGCUGAAACGGAACUCGAGUGCUAUUUGGCGAACUCCUCCACGCCAAUCGCAGAUUCCUUAAGGUACACUAUUACGCUAUGCCGUCUUGGUUUUUUGGGUGGUAUCGUUUCAAUCGAGUGUUACAUUUAUCGAAUUCACAUCCAUCUACCUACACUCAUCGUGCGUAAUCGUACCUACACUUAGCGAUGAUAAGCUCAGAUCGAUUGGAUCUUGUCUGCUUUACGAUUUCGUUUCAUAUUUUAUUUUUGCUAAUGGAAAAUGUAAACGCCCGUAGUUAGUGAUCAGUUCUAGCUGGUAAGAAUUUGUGUUGAUUUUAAAUUGAAAAAAUCUCAAAAACGGAAAACAUUAUGAGGUAAAAUAAAUAGUUUUGUUUAAGAUAA
Messenger RNA from Anopheles coustani, 3558 nucleotides. RefSeq names its product histone-lysine N-methyltransferase, H3 lysine-79 specific (gene Incenp). Gene Ontology annotation, biological process: positive regulation of protein serine/threonine kinase activity; mitotic cytokinesis; metaphase chromosome alignment. Gene Ontology annotation, molecular function: protein serine/threonine kinase activator activity. Gene Ontology annotation, cellular component: chromosome passenger complex; kinetochore; midbody. Bases 336 to 3239 code for a protein of 967 amino acids. The record is from RefSeq and is a predicted model, not a curated record. NCBI's taxonomy places the organism in Eukaryota, Metazoa, Arthropoda, Insecta, Diptera, Culicidae. The transcript is spliced from 4 exons.